AUGUAUCCAAAUGGAUCUGUCCGCUCACUGGUCCUGACAUUACACUCUUUGGAACUGCCUGAGAUGAGCAUUUAUCCUGCAUUCAUAUUUGGAUUAACAACUUACUUGUUCAUCUUACUCUGCAAUGUAACAAUUGUUGUCACCAUUUGCUUGAACAGGAAUCUUCAUAAACCAAUGUACAUACUGUUGCUUAACAUGCCUAUCAAUGAUGCAAUGGGUGCUACAAACCUUUUUUCUCAGCUGCUGUAUAGUAUAUGGUCUCAGGACACAUCCAUAUCCUACCCUGCAUGUUUGCUUCAAGGCUUUGUUGUACACCUGUAUGGUGGCGCAUCCUAUGUUAUUCUUACUGCUAUGGCCUUUGACAGAUAUAUCGCUAUCUGCUCCCCACUGAGAUAUGGAGCCAUUAUGAAUACCAAUAACUUGGUGAAAAUCAUAUCUGGGAUGUGGCUUUUUAAUUUUACUGUCAUAAUUGUUCUUUUCUCUCUUUUUCUGAAUUACAAGAUUUGCCAGACACACAUGACAGAUCUCAUCUGUUAUAAUCCAUCUAUAAUGAAACUCAUGUGUGAAGACACAAAAGUGAAUAAUAUCUAUGGAUUGUUUACCCUGGUUUUGUACCACAUCCUUGCAUUUUCUGUUGUGGCAUUUACAUAUAUUCAUAUAUUAAUCGCCUGUGUUACUAAUAAGCAGUCUGAUACAAAGAAUAAGGCACUUCAGACAUGUGUCACUCAUUUAGUGGUCUUCCUGUUCUUGGAGUUCAACACUCUUUUUCCCCUUUUUGCACAUCGGUCUGAAAGUGUUCCAGCUCACAUACGCAGGAUGUUUUCCAUAACAGUUUUUGUGUUUCCUCCUCUUGUCAAUCCACUUGUGUAUGGUUUUAAAACUAAAGAGAUUAGACAGAAAAUUCUCACCUGUUUCAAGCGUAAGAUACAUAGUGUCUAA
Messenger RNA from Sinocyclocheilus grahami, 939 nucleotides. RefSeq names its product olfactory receptor 52J3-like. Lineage: Eukaryota; Metazoa; Chordata; Actinopteri; Cypriniformes; Cyprinidae. Gene Ontology annotation, biological process: G protein-coupled receptor signaling pathway; detection of chemical stimulus involved in sensory perception of smell. The record is from RefSeq and is a predicted model, not a curated record. Gene Ontology annotation, cellular component: membrane. Bases 1 to 939 code for a protein of 312 amino acids. The transcript has a single exon. Gene Ontology annotation, molecular function: odorant binding; G protein-coupled receptor activity; olfactory receptor activity.